Molecule: messenger RNA, 1553 nt
Organism: Dicentrarchus labrax (European seabass)
Lineage: Eukaryota; Metazoa; Chordata; Actinopteri; Moronidae
Gene: cfap73
Product: cilia and flagella associated protein 73
Exons: 7
Coding region: 137-1114 (325 amino acids)
Source: RefSeq, a predicted model, not a curated record
GAAAUGCCGGAUUGUGCCUUUAAAAGUUCCUAGUUGGGUUACCAUAGAAACGAGAGGGGAGGAAGUGGAGGUCCUAGAAACUCUGAAAACUUAGGAGAGGAAGAUUGUGUAUAGGUUAACUCAGAAACUCCGAUCCAUGGACUCCAGGAGCGACCUUGAGGAGCAGUACGCACAGAGUUGGCCUGUGGGGGCGGCCGGUGCGAUGACAGGAGGUUUACGUGACAGGACCGCGGCCCUGUUUGAUCUACGGGAGAAACGCCGGGAGGAGCAAGAGUUUAACGCGAAGAAGGAGAAGCGCGCACAGGUGUUGGAGAGUUUGAAACAACGCACAGAUGAGCUGCACGAGAAGAUUAAAGAAGUGGAGGAGUUAUACUCCGGCUUUGACAUGUUUCUCAAGGAUGAAGACGCUGAUCGAGCUGCUCAGAAAGCAGAGAGGGAGAGGAAAGACGGGCCUCAAAAAGAGGCAGAGAUUAGGAGGCUGAAGGAGAAGUAUGUGGAACUGAUGGAGAGGAAACAGGAGCUACAGCGUCAGGUGCAGAGACAGACUCUGUAUCAGGACUUCAUGGAGUGGGUGGUCAAAAUGACUAAGUUUGACGAUGUGCGGCUGCUCAUGGGUCAUUUAGAGAGUCUUCUCCACUUUAGAGCCCAGCUCUGUCAGAGGGAGAGUGAGGCACAGGAGCAGGCUGACCAGCAGAGAAAAGCAAUUCUGACCCUGGAGGACCAGCAUCACUUAAUGCGGCUGCACAAGAACAACCAGCUGUCCCAACUGCAGACCGAGCUAGAGAGGACACGCUCUGAAGCUCUAACAUGGGAAAGGAAGUGGAACCACGUUCAGGAAACAGCAGCAAAGAAAACACUCCUCCUGGGUCAGAUUAAGAUGGCGACGCUCAACCUCUACGGAAUGACAGAAGACGAGGUAGAAGGAGAGGAAGGUGUGGAUGUGAACGACACAGACAAACAGCUGGACAAGGUCAAGAUGUUCAUCCAGGACCACGAUGACAUCCUGAAACAGCUUCAAACUCCCUCGCACAGACACGACGAUGGACGGAAGAGAAAAGAACAGAAAAGAGGAAAGACCAAAAAGAGCAUCGCUACCCACUGCAAAAAAGAUUAAGUUUCCAUGCUGCUUUAAAACUGAAUUCACUAAACUUGUUUUAAUGUAAAACUCAACAAUCGACAUCUGAUUAAUCAUCUUGACAAGGAUUCCUAAUUGGAUCUACUUUGGAAUUACUGUAUGUUUACUCUGAAGAAGGAGCAGCGUAGGAUGUAAAAUUAGCAGCAGCAGUCCUGUUCCAGAAUAAUGUGAUUAUGGUUUGAAUUGUUUUUAUUUUAAUUUUGGAAAAUGUACUGUAGUCAAACUGCAGAAAGGAUUUCUAGAGAGUUAAACAUAAGUAUAGUGCAUGCUGGGAAGUCUGCUAAUAACCUACCAAUGUUUCUUGAUUUAAUCUCAAAAUAUAUGCCAUGUCAAACACUGCAGCAAAUAAAUAUUAAUUGAAAAUUACUUAUUUUAAUUGUGGAACAUAUCUAUGGAUAAAGAUAUAUUAAUAAACUUA